GAGAAGGUAUGUAAGGCAGAAAGAAGAGAGUGAUGAUGCGAUGGCGAUGAGCUGAACAGAACAAAACAUGUUGAUGGCACUAACUGUCACAAUAAACAAGUAUGCUUCUUCCAACCUUCAAGCACUUCAUAAGACACAACAACGAAAGCCACCAUCAACUUUAACCACCAUUACCAACAACGUUCAACUUGGAAGGAGAAGCCUGAUCUUAUCCACUUUAAUCGCCACCACCCAAGUUCCCGAAUCUAGGACCCAGCUACUUCAAAAAUAUCUCAAGAAAUCAGAGGAAAACAAGGACAAAAAUGACAAAGAGAGGUUGGAGAGUUAUUACAAGCGAAACUACAAGGAUUACUUCGAUUUGAUGGAAGGAACUUUGAGGGCAAAGAAUGAUGAGCAGCUUUCGGAUACAGAAAAGGGUAUCCUUGAUUGGUUGCAACGUAACAAGUGAAAUAAUCACUCCACCCUUUUUCUUUUUCAAAUGCUAAAGUUGCUUGCUAGUAGAUUGUGAUGUUUUCCUGUAUCAUUGAACUCUACAACCAAUUCCAAAUACAACCAUUUCAAGUAAUUGUACUGCAUA
Messenger RNA from Arachis duranensis, 577 nucleotides. RefSeq lists its product as uncharacterized. The coding region runs from base 68 to 448 and encodes 126 amino acids. The record is from RefSeq and is a predicted model, not a curated record. Gene Ontology annotation, cellular component: photosystem I. Gene Ontology annotation, biological process: photosynthesis. Lineage: Eukaryota; Viridiplantae; Streptophyta; Magnoliopsida; Fabales; Fabaceae. The transcript has 3 exons.